UCUCUGUCACUGCCAGUUUUUUGGAAUAGGAGGGAGGGUGUAUCUGGCGAUAGAGCAAAAUAACCACCAAACGGCUAUAAUUGGCGUUGCAGAUUUUCAGAGGACGAGAGAGAGAGAGAGAGAGAGAGAGAGAGAGAGAGAGAGAGGAGGGAGAGAGGGGUUCUAUAAAAUAUCGUCGCCUUCUCUUUCCCUGCUGCCGAAUUUUCCCCAAAAAAAUUUGGCCGUCUGGGUUCGAUUUGGGUCGCGAGGAUCUGAUGUUGCAGAGUUUGUGAGAGAGACGGCGAAGCUACUGGAGCGUAGGGCUUAUUGGUCAUUUCCUUUUUGCCUUCAAUUUUCACCAUGGCUGAUGGGUAUUACAGUUCGAAGAAGACUGACGAUGUCUGCGACGACGUUUGUGGCCAGCAGGGAUCGCAAGCAGCGUUGAGCAUGUCUAGACUGCGAUGCAUUUUGCGGGGCUUGGAUUUGAAGAUUUACAUUUUCCUGUUUGCGGUUGUUCCAUUAGGCGUAUUUGGGAUAUAUUUACAUGGGCAGAAGAUCUCGUAUUUCCUAAGACCUCUUUGGGAAAAACCUCCGAAGCCCUUCAUUGAUAUUCCACACUACUAUAAUCAGAAUGUGUCCAUGGAAACUCUUUGCAGGCUUCACGGAUGGAAGGUUCGGGAAUCACCUAGACGAGUCUAUGAUGCAGUUCUUUUCAGCAAUGAAGUAGACAUGCUUACAAUCCGAUGGAAUGAAUUGUAUCCUUUCGUGACACAGUUUGUUCUCCUCGAAUCAAACUCAACGUUUACUGGCUUGCCAAAGCCAUUGAUUUUUGGAAAAAACAGGGAGAAGUUUAAGUUUGUUGAAAACCGGCUUACUUAUGUUACGACAGGAGGAAGAUUUCAGAAAGGUGUAAACCCAUUUUAUGAGGAGGCGUAUCAAAGAGUGGCACUUGACCAGAUUCUUAGAGUUGCUGGUAUAGAAGAUGAUGACCUGCUGAUCAUGUCCGAUGUUGAUGAGAUUCCUAGUGCCCACACAAUUGAUCUCUUGAGGUGGUGUGAUGACACCCCGCCUGUUGUUCAUCUUGGGCUGAGGGAUUACUUGUACUCUUUUGAAUAUUAUGUGGAUGACAAGAGCUGGAGAGCAUCCGUUCACAGGUACCAGACCGGUAAUACUACCUAUGCACACUUCAGACAGAGCGACUACCUUUUGCCAGAUGCGGGUUGGCAUUGCAGCUUUUGUUUCCGCCAUAUCAGCGAGUUCAUAUUCAAGAUGAAAGCUUACAGCCACAAUGAUCGGGUGAGGUUCUCUCAUUAUCUGAACCCUCGAAGGAUCCAAGAUGUAAUAUGUAAAGGGGCUGAUCUAUUUGACAUGCUUCCCGAGGAGUACACAUUUAAGGAGAUUAUUGGAAAGAUGGGACCUAUUCCAAGAUCUCAUUCAGCGGUUCAUCUCCCUGCAUAUUUGUUGAACAAUGCUGAGAAGUAUAAAUACCUAUUGCCCGGAAACUGCAAGAGGGAAAAUGGCUAAGUCUUGAAGACGAAGGUGCCUGUUCAAUCAGUUGGACAGGCAAAUUGAUGAUUAAACUCUUGUGAAUAUGACCAGAUAGUAGUCUAUUGGAAAAUUGAUGGCUGUGGUGUGGCAGCGAUACAAAUACACCUUUUUUCCGAAAGAUUCUAGGUCAUUCUCGUAGAGCAACUGGGAAGAACAGGGAUGGCGUCCUGCAAAUUAUCGGGAGAUUAUGUACAUUUCCUUUUUCUUAGGCUUCUUCCCUCGUAGAUGGCAUAUCAAUUCAAUUUGCAAUUGAGGAUUUUUCCAUGAGCGGAAGCUUUCGAAUGUACCCACCACUUGUUGAUGUAGCUUAGUCCCAAAUGCAUGAGAGUACAACUGACAUUUCCCAGGAUUUUCUUUGAUGGGAACUGUUAUUUCUUAGAGUAAAUUAUAUUUCGUCAUCUGAUUUCCCUUCGA
Pyrus x bretschneideri (Chinese white pear) is the source of this 1941-nucleotide messenger RNA. RefSeq lists its product as uncharacterized. Lineage: Eukaryota; Viridiplantae; Streptophyta; Magnoliopsida; Rosales; Rosaceae. The transcript has 2 exons. Gene Ontology annotation, molecular function: beta-1,4-mannosylglycoprotein 4-beta-N-acetylglucosaminyltransferase activity. Gene Ontology annotation, biological process: protein N-linked glycosylation; N-acetylglucosamine metabolic process. Bases 340 to 1503 code for a protein of 387 amino acids. The record is from RefSeq and is a predicted model, not a curated record. Gene Ontology annotation, cellular component: membrane.